Daldinia childiae is the source of this 840-nucleotide messenger RNA. Its product is annotated as SET domain-containing protein 5. The transcript has a single exon. Bases 1 to 840 code for a protein of 279 amino acids. NCBI's taxonomy places the organism in Eukaryota, Fungi, Ascomycota, Sordariomycetes, Xylariales, Hypoxylaceae. The record is from RefSeq and is a predicted model, not a curated record. Gene Ontology annotation, molecular function: protein binding.
AUGGUAGAAGUUCGCCAGCUAGCUUCUAUUGGCGAAGCGAUAUUCGCGAAAGUUAACAUCUCCCGCGGAACGCGUAUUGCUGCCGAGACUCCACUGAUCACAGUACCACCUAUCAACUCUAUCGAUGAAGAGCUAUGGGAGUUGUGCAAUGCCGUCGACAAAAUCACUGAUGGUAAAUCCAAGGAGCUAGAAAAGUUACCUUACAGCUCUAAAGUGGUAGGUAUUAUUAAAAAAGGAGGUCAUGUCGAUAACCGAGUUUGGUGCUUCUACAAGAAUAGGAAGUUGAAAAACAGCGACGGAAAGUUGCUAAAGGGGAAAAAGCUGGGGAGGAUAGUUAACAGAACAAUUAAUCUCUGUAUGAUCUACCUCGUCAACAAUGUUCAGCUAGGACCUGGUGGGAAAUACGGCUCGGGUAUUUUCCCCCUAUAUACCCGAAUCAACCAUUCCUGCGUCCCUAACGCCUACAACUCUUGGAACCCAACUUUAGAGCGGUUGACUAUACACGCGAUCCACGACAUCAAAGCCGGCGAACAAAUAUUCGUAGAUUAUAUUGGCAAGGCAUGUCGAACUCGCAACCAGCGCAACUUCUCAUUGCAUACCGCAUGGGACAUUACUUGCAACUGCGCGGCCUGUACCGAUGAUAGACUUGACCAGUUACGAUAUCGCAUGCUAGUCCUCGAUCAAGCCCUAGCGGCAUACGAGUGCGGCGCGUCCGAAGAAGCACAUCUUGAGGGUAUUCCCAAGCUCGAGACGAACGAGCAAGCCCUCAAGGCCGCAGAGGAACUUGUAAAACUUUUCAAGAAACAACGGUUAUGUGGUAUGGAGCUCUGUAAAACGUAA